Molecule: messenger RNA, 2170 nt
Organism: Leptopilina boulardi
Lineage: Eukaryota; Metazoa; Arthropoda; Insecta; Hymenoptera; Figitidae
Exons: 4
Coding region: 863-1366 (167 amino acids)
Source: RefSeq, a predicted model, not a curated record
UAUACAUAUACAAACACAACGUGUGUGGUGUAUUCACAUCUCUCGGCAAACAGAAAAAAAAAUUUAUUAUAAAUUUAUUUUUAUUUUAAAUUGUUUCUAAAAGAAUCUAUAAAUUUUUCUUUUCUUUAAAAAAAAAAAUAAUUUCCGGAAACGUGUUUUAUCAUAAACAGACAAAAAAAAACAAUUUUUUUUUUUGUUAAAUGUGCUCCACAUUUGACUCUCGCUUUUUAAUUUGAGAUACACACGUUCGAUAUAUUAUACAUAUAUAUGUAAAUCAGGUCAAGUGCGUGUUAUACUCGCUCGAUUUUGUGGCAAAAAUAAAAAAAAAACAAAAAAGUUUCUUCUCAAUAUUUAGAAUUUUUCAAUAAGUGUGUAAAAAAAACGUUCGUGUCUCAAGAAUCCCAGAAUUAAUUUUUAGUAAAUUUUUAAAAUUGUGCAAAAGUGCUGAAAUGUGAAAUUUCAAAUUAUAAUUUUCAAUUUCAAGACACAUUGAAUUCUACGAAAGGAUUUGAAAAAUUAAAUUAUGAGUGAAAAUUAAAAAGGAAAUGUAAAAUGAUUAUACAAUAUGUUAACAAAUAGGAGAAUGGAUUUGAAUAUUUUGAAAUAGGGAGAGAAAGAGAGGGAAAGACGGCGGAAAAAACAAUAUGAAGUGAGAGAAGUUAUAACGAAGACAUGUGUUCAUUCUAGUCAUAUACAUUUAUAAAGGAAUGCAGUUUUACGGUGAACGCCUGUCACUUGAUUAUGUCUUUAUAAAUGACUCAACAAAGUGUUUAUCAAACCUGCGCUGACUAAAAAUCCAAUAAUAACAAUAACGUUAUUAAUUAUUUAAGCAUGUGCUCAGUCAGUGACAAUAAUUGUGAAAAUGAGACUCAAAUAUAAAAUCAUCAUACCCUGCUUCCUACUUCUUUCAAUUGCAAAUUUUGCCAAAGCUUAUAUCGAAUGUUACAAAUGUCCAUUGGAGCCAGAUGACAAUCGAAAGGAAUAUGUCGAUUGUCCGGCUUUCGAUGGAAGUAUCAAAUUUAAAGUUCAAUGUUAUACAUCGACAUUUUGUGAGAAAAAAAUUACACAUCUAACAAUUGCAAAUGGAACGAAAAUAACAAGAGUCGUUCAUCGUGGAUGUGCACCGCAAAAUGAUCCCGAACAUUAUCUUGAAAAUAAACAAUGGGAACUCAGGGAUAAUAUUCAACGAUAUCUUUAUGAACCAGGUUGUGUUCAGGAUAUUGAUAAAAAUUCACCAACUGGUCCAGCAACAUAUUGUUAUUGUAGUACUCAUUAUUGCAAUGGAUUUUUAUCAUCUCAUUUUAUAAGCAAGUUUCAUUCUUUUUUACUAUUGGCAUUAGUUACUUCAUAUUUAUUAUUAUUAUAGAAAAAAAAAAAAUUUUCUAAUUAUUUUUCAAUCACGAAUAUUUUUCAUUUCGAUUAAAUCAACUUUCAUCUCUAGACUAAGAUUAAAUUAAUAUUUUUCUACUUAUAACCGAAGGAAAAAAAAAUUUACAUAUUUUAUUAAAAAAAAGAAAUGUUUUUGACAAAAAUUACGAGAAAUAAAAAUACCGUUUUUUUUCGAAAAUUUAAUAUAUAAAUAAACCAAAGUUGGACUUGAAUACUUAAAUUUUACUGAUAACAAACUUAAGCUGUGAAUUAUUUAAUUUUAGAAAAAAAUUUGCAAAGAAACAUUUAAUUUUCUUUUUUGUUAAUGAGAAAGUAAUAACAAAAAAAUUAAUUUAAAAAAAACAAUUAUUUUUCAAUAAUUAAAUCAAAUUAAAUUAUUUUUAAUCUUAGGUAUUAUUAUUAUUAUUCUCGUCAUAGUAAUAUUUAAUUAUUUAAAUUAGAUAAAUAAUAUUAAGAGUUAAUUUGAAAAAUUAACAUUUCUAAUAACCGAAUUAAAAUUAAUUUUAACAUAAAAAUGUUAAAAUUAAUCAGCGAAUUUCAAAAAAAAAAUUUAACAAAAAUUGUUGAAUUUUCCUUUUCUAUGUACACUGCAAUUUACCAAGAAAUUUAAGGCUGUUUAUUCGAACACAAAAGCCAAAAAGUUGUGAUAAUGUCUAUAGAUUAGUUAACGAAUUUGUUAAGUAGUCUCAGAUAGAAAUUACACGAUUAAUGUAAUAAACAUUCAAUAUGUUAAAAUAUUUAUAAAAUGUUCCAUUAAUAAAAAAUAUGAAAAAAAACACAA